Molecule: messenger RNA, 576 nt
Organism: Talaromyces proteolyticus
Lineage: Eukaryota; Fungi; Ascomycota; Eurotiomycetes; Eurotiales; Trichocomaceae
Exons: 1
Coding region: 1-576 (191 amino acids)
Source: RefSeq, a predicted model, not a curated record
AUGAAGAACACUGACGCGGUCAAUCUUUUCCUUUUCCUCGCAACCACCACUUUGUUCGCUCUUACGGCUUGUUGUCCUAACUCCCACGGCACCAACCCCACCACCAACAUCUGUCUCCCGCAACAAUCAUCCUUCGAUGACCCUGACCAGAACAUAUAUAUGUUAGGCAACUACCUCCGCGCUGCAGCGGUACACCUCCAAUCCCCGCUUCGUUCUCCGACAGCUAUAUCUCGCGCUAUGUCUUCCUCGGCAGACUCGCCGUCAAAAACCCAGUCCCCAGAAACACCAAACCAGUCCUCGUCGACAGCAAGGCUCGCCCUCCCCGACGUAUCGUCGUCUGACAAUAGCAAUGCAGGCACAAGACUGGAUGUUGGCGGACAAGGCACCACGGUUUCACUCGACCAUCUCGGCCCGAUUGUGGUCAAUCAAGAUGGCACAAUGAGCCGCAUAUCGAAUUGGGAUCAGAUGACGGAAAGCGAACAGAAGAAUACGCUUCGGGUGCUUGGGAGGCGCAAUAAACAGCGGCUGGAGGCAUUGAAGGCUGCUGGUGUGCAGCUGGGGGAGGGUUCUGCGUGA